GCACAUAACACCAGAAAAGUUUUACGUGGAAGCUUGUGAUGAUGGAGCAAAUGAUGUUCUUGCUAUUGACAGAGUCUCCACAGAGGUCACUCUUACAGUUAAGAAAGAUGUUCCCCCUGCAGCUGUUACAAGGCCUAUACAUGGUAUUUUGGGAACAAUCCGUCUGGUAGCAGGCACAUAUCUUAUUGUAAUAACAAAAAAGAAAAAAGUAGGUGAAAUUUUCAAUCAUGCAAUCUGGAAAGCAGCUGACUUUGACAUCCUCUCCUACAAAAAGACCAUGCUACACUUAACUGAUAUUCAGUUGCAGGACAACAAAGUCUUUUUAUCAAUGCUUAGUCAUGUCUUGAAUGUGGAUGGAUUUUACUUCUCAACAACAUACGACCUAACGCAUACUUUGCAGCGGUUAGCCAACACAAGUCCAGAAUUCCAAGAAAUGAGUCUACUAGAGAGGGCAGAUCCACGGUUUGUGUGGAACGGGCAUCUUCUUAGAGAAUUUGCUGCUCAGCCAGAGAUCCAUAGGUUUGCUACUCCAGUGAUGCAUGGAUUUAUAACUAUGCACUCUUGUUCCAUUAACGGAAAGUGUUUUGACUGGCUACUUAUUUCCAGAAGAAGCUGUUUCAGAGCUGGGGUACGCUACUAUGUGCGAGGUAUUGAUUCAGAAGGACAUGCAGCUAACUUUGUUGAAACAGAGCAAGUUGUACACUACAAAGGGAGCAAAGCUUCAUUUGUCCAGACCCGUGGAUCAAUUCCUUUCUUCUGGUCACAGAGACCAAACCUCAAGUAUAAACCAAAGCCACAGAUCAGUAAAACAGUAAAUCAUAUGGAUGGUUUCCAAAGACAUUUUGACUCGCAGAUAAUAAGCUAUGGAAAACAAAUGAUCGUUAACUUGGUUAACCAGAAGGGCUCAGAGAAACCUCUUGAACAAACAUUUUCAAAAAUGGUAAACAGCAUGGGAAAUGGAAUGGUCAGAUAUGUAGCAUUUGACUUCCAUAAAGAAUGCAGUCGAAUGAGGUGGGAUCGGCUCCAGAUUUUGUUGAAUCAACUAACAGAACAACAAGACGAGUUCAGUUAUUUUCUAGUUGAUUCUGAUGGUAAAGUGGUGACUCAGCAAGAAGGUAUAUUUCGGAGUAAUUGCAUGGACUGCCUAGACCGGACAAAUGUGAUUCAGAGCCUUCUAGCACGCCGCUCUCUCCAAGCCCAACUGCAGAGGUUAGGUGUUUUGCACGUUGGACAGAGAAUUGAAGAACAAGCAGAAUUUGAAAAAAUUUACAAAAAUGCUUGGGCUGAUAAUGCAAAUGCUUGUGCCAAACAAUAUGCUGGAACUGGUGCCUUAAAGACAGACUACACAAGAACUGGCAAGAGAACUCAGUGGGGCCUAAUAAUGGAUGGCUGGAACUCGUUAAUACGUUACUAUAAGAAUAACUUUUCUGAUGGAUUUAGACAAGAUGCUAUAGAUCUCUUUCUUGGAAAUUAUUCAGUGGAUGAAAUAGAACCUUCCAGCCCUCUACAUAUCAAGAAGGACUGGAAAUUUUUAGCUUUGCCUAUUAUUAUGGUGGUUGCUUUCUCAAUGUGCAUCAUCUGUUUGCUGAUGGCUGGUGACACCUGGACUGAGACCCUGGCCUACGUGCUCUUCUGGGGAAGUGCAAGUUUUGGAACUUUUGCUAUCAUUCUUUACAAUGGCAAGGAUUUUGUAGAUGCACCAAAACUAGUUCAGAAGGAAAAGAUGGACUGAAUUUGUGUGUGUGGAAAGCGGCUUGGCAUGGAGGACUCCUCAAGCCACACUUGGAGUCUCUACUGACCUGCUUUCCACACCAAGUAGUGGUCUUUUUAACUUUCUUCUUUGCUGGGAGAUAACUAAAUUAUCGGUUUGGUGGUGGUACCUUACAGUUGAGAUCUGAUUUCAGUUUGUCACAAUGAUCUUUGGAAUAUUGCAUUAGUUGUGAAGGUUGCCCUCCAUAACAAAGUAAGUCUCAUGUGGAAGUCACAAUGAUGCUGGUGUUAGGUGUGUUUUGGUGUAUAAAUAGGCCUACUCAGCUGACAGGUGAGCAGGGUAGUUCCAGCCAAGCUAUGUGAUUUUGAUGGGAGAGGUCUGCGGUGCUGCUCAUGUGUCAACAUACCCAGAUGUUGGAGUGUUAAUAUAGACUCAAAUCAUGUUCUGAGCUAAUAUAACUUCACUGUAAGAACAGGAAAGUGGAGUUUGCUUUCUAGAUCUUACAGUUGAAUUUCAUUUGUCAUAAUAGUUGAUGUGAGCAAGAGUCCUAUUUGUAUACAUACCACUCUGUUUGCUCCAAACAUAAAAAAAAAUGUGUAUUAAUGCUUUGUUUAAAAUACGUGUUGUCUUUUGAUGCAAUAUUCAAUUAAAUCAUUGUUAGGGAGGGAAGAAUGAGACUGUGAUUAGACAUUUCUGAAGCAGCAAAUGUCGGCACUGCCUAAAUAUUGCAGUCUUCAGACAAUACUGUAUUACAGUUUGACAGCUUAAGCAUGAUUCAAAUUCAAAUACAAGUUGUCUCAAGAUAUAAAUGAAACCUAAGAAUGUAAAACUCCUUCUACUGUGUUUAUUGAACCCUUUUAUGCUAAAGGUCCAAAGUACUACUGUAUUUUAAGAACAGUCACCAUAGAGAAGAUGCACUCCACAUUUGUUUUUUGUUAGUCACUGCUUCUAUACAUUUUGGGGUAACCUGUGGAAGAAAACUCUGGGGAGAUGGACUUCUCUUUAAAUUCCAUUUUUUUUGCACUUGGGAGCAAAAGCAACUUGCUUUUCAUGCAUGAUGUUGUAACACUUCUUAAAAAAAAACAAACAAAUUACUAAGCUACAAAAAUAACUUGUAUUGGUUAUCAAUAAAUGUGUGUCUUAAACUUAAUGCUUCCAAGCUGUAUUUAAAAAAAAGAUAAUCCUAAUCAAGGACCAAUUUUAAAAUUUUGCCAUUUUAUUUUAUAUGGUUUCAGGAAAACCAGACAUGAAAACUUGCUUAAGACGCUGUGCAUUGUUUAAUAUUUCUUGUAAGUACAGCUGUAUAUUCAGAUUGCAAUUAUGAAGUUUAAAUAUUAGAAGAAAAACUAGGGUUAGCACAACUGUCACUGUUGAAACUAGUACACAAAACUGAUGCUGCAGUGUAUCAUUGUGUUAUGAUUGAAAAUAUGUACAGUUUUUUUGCAAUGGUAAUUGUUCAUUUUAACCUCAAAUGUUUCUGAAGGCCUCUCUGGGUUUUGUUUUUAAACAUUACCUGUUAUCUGUACAUUACCUACACUAGUAAUGAAAAAGCAAAAUACCUGUCUAGCUUUUUAGAUACUAUAAUGGAAAUAUCAGUUGAUGGUUGAACUGGAAAUUUCUCUAACUUAAUCUCAGACACAACUGCAUAAUAGAUAAGUGUGCACCAUAGCUUAAGAUAAUGAUUGGAAGGUCUCACUAGUGGGGCAUUUUGAAACAUGGCUCAAGCAAAUCUUCUGUGCAUGCUCUGUUUAAGAGUUUGCAACAAAGACCAAACUUGAAUGGUUAAUGUACUUAUGUAGCAAGACCUGAUGUAUGUUUUGAGAGUUGGAAGGGUGUCUCUCCUUCAGUACUUUGCAAAGUGUGUAUUUCUAAAUUCACAUAUGGUGUACUCCAUAAAUUACAAUAAAAUUUCAAUCUUUUCUA
This is a messenger RNA of Gavialis gangeticus (Gharial), 3634 nucleotides long. RefSeq names its product SAC1 suppressor of actin mutations 1-like (yeast) (gene SACM1L). Gene Ontology annotation, molecular function: phosphatidylinositol-4-phosphate phosphatase activity. The transcript is spliced from 19 exons. Bases 278 to 1732 code for a protein of 484 amino acids. The record is from RefSeq and is a predicted model, not a curated record. Gene Ontology annotation, cellular component: endoplasmic reticulum. NCBI's taxonomy places the organism in Eukaryota, Metazoa, Chordata, Crocodylia, Gavialidae. Gene Ontology annotation, biological process: phosphatidylinositol dephosphorylation.